Plectropomus leopardus (leopard coralgrouper) is the source of this 1463-nucleotide messenger RNA. The record is from RefSeq and is a predicted model, not a curated record. Lineage: Eukaryota; Metazoa; Chordata; Actinopteri; Perciformes; Serranidae.
AUGGCGGCCCCGCUAAUCCGCUGCUGCCCGGUGAUCCGCUGCUGCCCGUUUCUGGUAUUUUUCCUGUACCUUUGUACUUAUUUCUUGCCAUUCUUUGGGAUAUUUCUGGUUAAGUUGCUUUUCUCAGGUUUUAACGGGUUAAAAAUCCUUCAGACCUCUGAAGUAAGAGUCCCUGGUCUCUGCGUCUCUGCAGCUGAAGCGUGCUCCGCUCAGUGCGGCGACGGCCUCUCUGGAUCCACCGUCGGUCCUGUGGAGGAGGAGGAGGAGGAGGACCUGGUGAUGAUCCCCUCCCCCAUGGGCAGCCCCCCGAUCCGCUACGCCUCCUGCACCUCCCUCAACUCCACGGCCGACACCGACGUGGACGGCGGGGCGGAGGAGGAGGACGAAGACGAGGAGGAGGAGGAGGAGGAGGGCGGCUUCCUGCGCCUGGACGCCUGCUCUCUGGAGGAGAGCUGGUUCGUCACCCCCCCGCCCUGCUUCACGGGCCGCGGCAGCCAGCCCGUCCUCCUGGAGACCAGCCCCCUGGAGAACCUGCUGAUCGAGCACCCCAGCAUGUCCGUCUACGCCCACCACAGCCCCCCCCGGCUGAGCCUCGACCCCCUGCCGCGCUCCCUGGACCUGCAGCUGGGCCUGCUGCCCGCCGGCGUGCCCGCCUCCGCCGGGAAGGAGAAGAGCCGACGCCCCCUGGAUGGCCCCCGCCACAGGACGGAGGUGGCGGUCGUCCAGCGUCGCUCCAGCCUCCACUCUGCCUGCUACGCCGCGGCGCUGUCGGCCCGCGCCGGCCUCCUGCAGCAGCGGGCGGCUAACGCCACCCAACGCACCCAACCGCUGUCCCGCAACGCCCUGCGACGCCUCAACCUGCUGCGCCCCCCGAAGGCCAGCACCGUGCACCUGCACCAGCCGAGCCAGAGACACCUCAACUUCUGAGGCGUCCUCAUCAUCAUCAUCAUCAUCAUCACCUUCAUCGUCCUCCGUCCUUCAGGCCACGAGAAAUCAACACCAGCAACGCAUCAGCAGUCACGCUGCCAUCUGACGUCUGAUUGGAUGGUGGAAUCGGGAGCGUGACUGGUGAUUGUUUAUCAGCUCAUGCGGCCAGUUCCUCUUCCUCUUCCUCUUCAUCCUCCCUCCUUUGCAUUGAUGCUGAGAGGAAGUGAUGUGAAAAGAAAAGGUCAGCAUCCCCCCCUCCCAUCACCCUUUGGACCAGUUCGUCCAAUCACAGAGGAGAAGAAGAUCUGUCCCGUUGGCGUCCUCUUCUUCUUCUCCUCUCUCUCUCUUUUCUUCUUCUUCUUGUUCUUAACGUGUAGAAUCAAUGCUGUAGGUCACUUUACUCGGCGGCAGGUUCGCAGCGCGGCAGGAUGCUCAGGUGAUGUCACAGUCUGGGCGCCCUCACUGGACACGUUCAGGAGACGUCUCCGAUCCGAAUCACUUGGCGGUGACGUCGUGCUCGUCGGGAUUUCGGCAGG